Molecule: messenger RNA, 1604 nt
Organism: Sinocyclocheilus grahami
Lineage: Eukaryota; Metazoa; Chordata; Actinopteri; Cypriniformes; Cyprinidae
Product: mitochondrial uncoupling protein 3-like
Exons: 8
Coding region: 315-1244 (309 amino acids)
Biological process (GO): transmembrane transport
Source: RefSeq, a predicted model, not a curated record
UCCACCAUACUCAGGUGGAAAACACACUCGCUGGAUUAAACCCUGGAUGGAAGUAAUUAUUUUGCUUUCUGUCUGUACAAUUUGGACUAACAAUUUCAUAUUACCAGAAGUGUUGUGCUGCUGGUAUGCUGCUUUGGGACACUGAGCCACAAUUUUUUAUGGCCAAAGGUGUUGAAACAUUUAAAACAAAAGACAAGAGAGUUAUUCCUUUGGAAGAAACUUGAUCUUGAAUGAGCAGUCUGCUGAGGUGGGGAAACGCAAGAAGCUCUAAAUAAAAAUAAAAGUUAAAGUUUCUGUCAGAAGCACAGAAAAAAAUGGUUGGAAUCAAACCUACCGACCUGCCACCAACUGCCGCUGUCAAGUUUUUUGGAGCUGGUACAGCAGGAUGUUUUGCUGAUCUGGUCACUUUCCCACUGGACACAGCAAAAGUGAGACUUCAGAUCCAGGGAGAGUCUACAGCUGCCUCAGGAUCAGCUGUGGUGAAAUAUCGUGGAGUAUUUGGCACCAUUGCCACUAUGGUGCAUACAGAGGGCGCAAGGAGUCUGUACAAUGGCCUGGUGGCAGGACUGCAACGACAAAUGAGCUUCGCAUCUGUUCGUAUCGGCCUUUAUGACUCAAUGAAGCAAUUCUACACCAGAGGAUCUGAGAAUGCAAAUAUUGUCACUCGUCUAAUGGCUGGCUGCACCACUGGGGCCAUGGCUGUCGUGUUUGCACAGCCCACAGAUGUCGUAAAAGUGCGUUUCCAGGCUCAAGUGCGUCAAUCUGACGGAUUAAAGAGAUACAACGGCACAAUGGAUGCAUAUCGGACUAUUGCACGUGAUGAGGGUGUUCGGGGGCUUUGGAAGGGCUGCAUGCCAAACAUCACAAGGAACGCGAUUGUAAACUGCGCAGAGCUGGUCACUUACGACGUUAUCAAGGAACUCAUAUUAAAAUAUGACCUCAUGACAGACAACCUACCCUGCCACUUUAUUGCUGCAUUCGGAGCUGGUUUCUGCACCACGAUUGUGGCAUCUCCAGUAGACGUAGUAAAGACCCGCUUCAUGAACUCAACUACAGGCCAGUACAGCAGUGCACUAAACUGUGCCCUCACUAUGCUGACCAAAGAGGGACCAACAGCUUUCUAUAAGGGCUUUGUGCCCUCCUUCCUGCGCUUGGGAUCCUGGAACAUUGUGAUGUUUGUCUCCUACGAGCAAAUCAAGAGAGGUCUGACUAGAAUGCAGAGCUCAUGGGAGUCACCUUUCUGAAUGGACAUUGUCAGCAUCUUCUGAUUUAGAUUAAACAGAGAGUGCAAAUAUAAGUCAAGUCCUCUGUUAUGAGAACAAAGGGAUUCCCGGGUUAAGUCUUAUCACUGAAAAAGGCUGCAACUUGUUAAGGCCAAUGGUCAAGUUCAUCAAAAAUGAAAGAUGAGCUGCCAAAAAUCAUGAGACGCAUGACUGAGAAAGCAAAUUGAGAUAUUUGUCUUAGUUACAAUGUCAUUGGAUAAUAAUAGUAAGGAUAUAUGUCCAUUUUUAAUGUAAAUACUUUUAAAUAUGUCAUUAAAACGGGUCCAUAGCUCUAAUGAAUGCAUGUAUAUUUAUACUAUAAUUUGUAAACUGUACAUUAUU